AUGGAAUUAUUAAUUGGAUUUGAUGGUUUUUGGAGGAAUAAGGUUGCUCCUUCCGAUGGAACGUUCACAGCUCGUGAACUUUUCUCAUACCACGAAACUCCGACUGCUGAAGUAUACACCGACAAGGACGUAGUUGUUCAAUGUGAAGACCCGAAGAAAGUCGGAUCUCAUUAUCACUGUGCUACUGUCGAAGGGAACUGCAAUGUUGCUGUCAAAGUGGCCGGAGUCUUCGAAUUCCCGAUGAAGGGCGCGUCUUUUGUUGCCACCACAUCAAAGAUGUAUUCGAUAAUCAAUGCGACAGGAACAUUCCUGAUGCCUUCGUCCGGACAGAUGCUUGUACGUCUCCCUACAUCAACAAUGCUUGAUAUUGGAGGUGUUAAAACAUAA
Messenger RNA from Caenorhabditis remanei, 387 nucleotides. RefSeq lists its product as uncharacterized. NCBI's taxonomy places the organism in Eukaryota, Metazoa, Nematoda, Chromadorea, Rhabditida, Rhabditidae. Bases 1 to 387 code for a protein of 128 amino acids. The record is from RefSeq and is a predicted model, not a curated record. The transcript is spliced from 3 exons.